Molecule: messenger RNA, 2485 nt
Organism: Cynoglossus semilaevis (tongue sole)
Lineage: Eukaryota; Metazoa; Chordata; Actinopteri; Pleuronectiformes; Cynoglossidae
Product: zinc finger and SCAN domain-containing protein 5A-like
Exons: 5
Coding region: 384-2141 (585 amino acids)
Biological process (GO): regulation of DNA-templated transcription
Molecular function (GO): DNA-binding transcription factor activity, RNA polymerase II-specific; RNA polymerase II cis-regulatory region sequence-specific DNA binding
Source: RefSeq, a predicted model, not a curated record
ACAAUGUUGUGUUGAAUUAUGAUAUAAGUUCAAAUAGUUUUUUAUUCAGUACAAAUCUAGUAUUGUGUAAAUUCCCAAUGCGAUCCCUUUUUAAGGUGCGACUGCUCUUGAGUGUUGGGUAAUUACGGUAAUGUACAUGCGCAGUAGGGUCGGGCAAAUCAAGUGGUGCUGAAGGAGGAGAGAAGGAAAACAGUGGCACGGAAAGACAGAGCGAGCGAGAGAGAGAGGGGGUGAGGGAGAGGGACAGCGGAGAGCGGAGAGAAGUUAGAUGUUUUUUUUCUUUGACGCCGUGUCUGUGCGCUCGAGAACAUCGAUCGGGAUCAUCCGUGAUCCGUGAAAUCACAGUGUCACAGCGGCUUCUCACAAACGUUUCAGGGGCCACGAUGAUGAUGGAGGAGUCUGUAACGACAUUCGAGACUCAUCUGACUGCUGUCAUGGACAGUUUGAUCCGAGCCUCAGUCUGCGAGAUCACCAAACUCUUCCAGGAGACGGUGAAAGACUACCUGGUGGAGAUGUCCCUCAACAGGAAGGAGAACGAGGCUCUAAAGCUGCGCCUCAGGCUCACAGAGAGCAAGCUGAGGACCGAGCGCAUGUAUGGGGUAGGCUGGGCUUCCCACCGCCGCAACGCCGGCCUGGCAACGGCUGCAGCUGGAGAGGAGCAAGGGGGAGCUAGACGGAGGCACAAACGGAAAGUUGGGGUGACCCGAAGCAAGUCAAAGAAGGGCCCAGCAGCAGCUUAUGCCAAAGGCUGGUCUGGAUGUGUGUGGGAGGAAGAUGGAGGUGGAGGUGGCAAUAGCAAUGUUGGGGGUGGAAGCGGAGGAGGAAAUGGAGGAGCUGCAGGGGUGGCAGCAGGAGCAGGAGGAAUAGGGGGAAAGGAGGCCAGGGAGAUGUACCUCAUCCAGUUCCCUGGGGAUGAAGAGGAUGAGGGAGAAAUGUUGGAGGACGAGAGCAGCCUCAGCGGUGAGGGGGAGGAGACGGCCAACAUCAAAGAGGAGUUUCCUCAAACAGAAGGCUACCAACCUGCCUCUCUGGGCCUAAUAAAGGAGGCACUGAAAAUGUCCAACAAGAACCUCCGCACCUGCUCCAGAGCCCAAAGUGAAGGAGACCUGUCAGAUUGUCCUCCCACAAUUUACCCAGGAAAGAAAGAGGACGAAGAUUGGGAAGCAGGUUCAGCAUCAGAACCGUCAGAUGGCAGCAGGUCCUGGGAUGAGCUAAUGCGUCUGGAGUCGCAACUGAGGGUUGAGGACAGAGCUGAGAGAACUGCCCUGGUGGCCUCAUCGCCUGUCAGUCCUGAGAUUCCUGUGGUGCGAGGCAGUGAAAUGAGUUCAGUGCCCAAAUACAUAGGUCUGGACGGCAUGGAGCAGGAUUCAGAACUGGAGCCUCAGCCACCCACGUUGGAGAGAGAGGAUCAGACAGGGCAAGGCAGGGCGAAGAACAGCGUGAGAGCCGGUGGGGAGAUGAGGUCCGGCUGGACAAAGAAAUUGAAAGAGGCGGAUUUGGAUGCAGUUGAGAAUGAAAAGGACGUGAUAGAGCAGGGAGAUUCAGAGCAGCCACCUCACCUGUCUGCCCCCGGGAGUGCAGGGGAGAGCGGCGGGGAAGAGGAGGGUGGCGGAGACCUGCUUCAUUUUUGCCCCCAAUGUGGAGGAGGCUUUCUCUCAGAAGCUGAGCUGGAUGACCACCCAUGUCCACUGGGGGGCGCCCAUUUACAGAGCAGCAGUGGAGAAGACGGUCUUUUUCCUUGCGCUCACUGUGGCAACACAUUCAGCCACGCGUGGGCCCUUAAGAACCACGAGUGUGCCUGCGCUGCAGAGCGGCCGCACUGCUGCGAGAUCUGCGGGAAACGCUUUACACAUUCGCGCUCCCUGGAACGACAUCAUCUAGUGCACACAGGAGAGAGACCCCACCGGUGCCCACAGUGCGGCCGCAGUUUUAGUCGCCUGGGCAACUUGGAACGGCAUCAGCGCAUACACACGGGUGAACGUCCAUACGGAUGCGAGGCGUGUGGGAAGCGCUUCAGCCGUGUGGAGUACUUGAAGAGACACCAACUCAUACACAGCAGUGAGAAAACAACACUACAGUGCUCCAACUGUGGGAGGGGCUUCUGUGACGUGGAGCAGCUGAAAAACCAUCAGUGUUUUUAGAGACUCUCCUUCAAAUGUGUGCGAGAAAAAAACCAUAACAAGUGGCUGGUACCAACUUAUUUUGUUCUGUGCGACUUUGAAAAGAUCACAGGAGAAAACUCACUUGAUGAUAAAAAGCGGAUUAUUUUAUUGAGUAAGUUAAAGAGAAGCAGAGCAAAGGGGAAUCAACUGUUUUCAAUGGCGAUGUUGUCAAUUUUUACCAAGGUUUCACUUAUUUAUGACAUUUAAUAAAUUGUACAUUUUUUUUAUCUUUUUAUCAGCAAUUGUGUUCAAUCAACCUGAAGGCCUUGUUCUUUUUCUUGUACACUACAGUCGAAGUUCACUUUGUUUUGUACAUGUUAACA